AUGAGUAGCGAGUAUCGAACGGUUGUAGGCGAACCAUCUUGGACGUGGCUCCAAAACAAGACAUUUGAAACAGCACUUGUUCGUAUCCCGGAGGAAACGACGGAGCGGUGGAGGCAGAUCGCCGCUAUUAUUCCUGGAAAGUCACCGGCGGAGGUGGAGCAGCAUUAUAUGAUCUUGGUUCGUGAUCUGAAGGACAUCCGAGCAAGCUGUUUCAGGCGCCGGCGUUCGGAUGAUGGCUUAUGGAAGAGCGGCGAGCCCAAGAAAGGGUUAUCGAAGAGCGGCGAGCCCAAGAAAGCCAAACUUUGGACUGAAGAAGAGCACAGGUCGUUUUUGCGUGCGCUUAAGAAACACGGAAGGGGCCAUUGGGUGAGCAUCUCAAGAGACAUGAAGACGAGAACCCCAGCCCAAGUAGCCAGCCAUGCCCAGAAAUACUUCCUUCGCCGAGAUGCAGAGAAGGGGAAGAGGUCCAGCAUCCACGACAUCGCCGUCGACGACCAUGAUAAUUAG
Messenger RNA from Malania oleifera, 507 nucleotides. RefSeq names its product transcription factor SRM1-like. The transcript is spliced from 2 exons. Bases 1 to 507 code for a protein of 168 amino acids. NCBI's taxonomy places the organism in Eukaryota, Viridiplantae, Streptophyta, Magnoliopsida, Santalales, Ximeniaceae. The record is from RefSeq and is a predicted model, not a curated record. Gene Ontology annotation, molecular function: DNA binding.